This is a messenger RNA of Aspergillus glaucus CBS 516.65, 1080 nucleotides long. It is a transcript of the gene dprC, whose product is annotated as protein dprC. The record is from RefSeq and is a predicted model, not a curated record. NCBI's taxonomy places the organism in Eukaryota, Fungi, Ascomycota, Eurotiomycetes, Eurotiales, Aspergillaceae. The transcript is spliced from 2 exons. Bases 78 to 983 code for a protein of 301 amino acids.
GUAUAUUUAGACUGGUAGAAGGCGAAUUUAAACAACUAAGUUCGAGUGAGACAAACCAACUGAGACUACAAUACAAAAUGGCUAGCACACAACCUCCCUACUACACCUCUUCCUUUGGAAACCCCAACCAAGAUCUCAACUCAACCACACCAACCGGAACCUACAUUGGCGAGACUGGCACCGGCACCGCAGCCAACACCACAGAUCCACGCACCGGUCCAGCACCUUCAGCCGCAGGCCCGCACCGCACCGACACGGGCAACGCAGCAGACCCCCGCGUCGACAGCGACCUGAACAACCGCGCACAAUACGCACCGGGAACAACAACCUCGGGAACCGUCCACCCAGGCACAAACCAGGGGGUGUCCAACCCGGAGAACACCAGGAACAGCGGACCGCAUCGAUCGUCGAUCUUGAACAAGCUUGAUCCCCGCGUUGACAGCCAAACGGGGAAUACAACGACCAAGUCCACGAAUAUGACUGGCUCCGGUGCUGGACGGACGGCUACGUAUGCGGAUACCACGCCUGAUGCUGCAGCGGGGAGUAUCGCGGGUGGUGGUUCCUCGACGGGAGGUGCCGGUGGUGCCCCUGGAGUGAGGGAUACGCGCUCGCAUUAUGACCCUAACACGACGGGGUAUAACCCUGCUACCGGGUCUGGGUAUUCGACUAGUGGCGCGGGGUACCAACCCAGUCAUUCCGGGGAUAGCUACAACCCGAGCUCACAGGACUAUCGGGCCGAGUAUGCAUCCAGCACGGCGAAUAAGUCUGCUGGAACGGAAGACAGCAAGGCGGGACGUGUGGGGGACGAUUUCGGGAAGGGGAUUCAGAAUGCAUAUUCGGGUGUUCAUGGCGCCGGAGAGAGUCUGCGUGGUGCGUUGAACGCUGCGGUUGAUCGGACAUUCGGCAGUCCGGAGGGUGUUGAGAAGAACCAGGGCAUUGCCCGGAAGGGUGAAGAUGAGAUGAGGUCUGGACUGUCGCGGUGAUUUACAUGUGAUUAUAUUUUAUUGAUGAGUUAUGAUUGCUACGGAGGAUACCAGUAAUUAUUUGUAUUUUAUUGAAUUAUAUUGAAUUAAUCCAUUC